CUGAUGAUUCAAAAAUCAAUUCUGAUUGUCACUGGCGAGACCCUAAUAAUCAAAACCGACCCUCUUGCCGAAGCACCAAUUAUUCUCUUCAAAGUUGAGCGUAAGAACAACUGCCUCGUCCCUAUUCACUCUUUAUUCCAUAUUCGUUUUAAUUCUCGUGGUUAAUUACGACACAGUCAAUACACAGCCCUGCAAGUUCCCACAACCCCGCAUACUUUCAUUAUGAAUCAGAUAUUUAAUGCUGGGUUUGUAACGGAGUAUUUCAUUCACAGAUUCUGAGGAUAAUUUUUUUUUUAAUUUUUAAUUUAUUUUUAUUUUUGGCAAAACGCUAGUCUGCAAAGAGUCAAGUGAGUAAUUUUGAGAAAAUUUUGUGCGUGUGAUCAAGAAAUGGCAACAGCAGGAUUGUACAGGCGUAUCCUCCCUUCACCCCCUGCAAUCGAUUUGGCGUCUUCCGAAGGCAAGAAACUAUUCACAGAGGCCAUCCACAAUGGAACUAUGGAAGUCUUUUUCAAGUUGAUAUCUUAUUUUCAGACACAAUCUGAACCUGCAUACUGUGGUUUGGCUAGUCUGUCAAUGGUCUUGAAUGCCCUUUCUAUUGAUCCGGGUCGAAAAUGGAAAGGGCCUUGGAGAUGGUUUGACGAAUCUAUGCUGGACUGCUGCGAGCCUUUGGAAAAGGUUAAAGAUAAAGGCAUCUCGUUUGGGAAGGUGGUAUGUUUGGCUCAUUGUGCUGGAGCCAAUGUUGAAGCUUUUCGUGCAAACCAGAGCACUAUUGAUGAAUUUCGUAGAUAUGUAAUGUCGUGUUCAACUUCAGAUGAUUGUCAUGUGAUCUCAUCAUAUCAUAGAGGAGCUUUUAAUCAGACUGGAACUGGUCACUUUUCACCUAUUGGUGGAUAUCAUGCUGGGAAGGAUAUGGCUCUUAUUCUAGAUGUUGCAAGGUUUAAAUAUCCUCCACAUUGGGUUCCACUAACUCUUCUCUGGAAAGCCAUGAGUACUAUUGAUGAAGCAACUGGACUACAUAGAGGGUUCAUGCUCGUAUCUAGGCGUCAGAGAGCAUCAUCUUUGCUUUAUACCCUGAGCUGCAAACAUGAGAGUUGGGUUAGCACUGCGAAGUACUUGAUGGAUGAUCUUCCAGUGCUGUUAAGUUCAAACAAUGUGAAGGAUGUAAAUUAUGUCAUCUCUACUGUUUUCAAGUCUCUCCCAUCAGAUUUUACAGAGUUCAUUAAGUGGGUGGCGGAGGUUCGCAGACAAGAGGAAGGUGGUCAAGGUGUAAGCCAAGAAGAGAAAGAAAGGGUGGCUAUCAAGGAGGAGGUGUUGAAACAAGUACUAGAGACUGGACUUUACAAGCAUGUAACGGAUAUUUUAUCUUCAAAAAAAUCUUCCUGCCAAAUCAAACAGACUAUUGGUCUCAGAGAUAGUUUGCCUAACAUUGCAGCAAGUGUUUGCUGUCAAGGGGCUGGGUUUUUGACUGGAAAAUCGGGAUUGACAGAUAGGUUUUGCUGUCGGGAGACAGGUGUGAGAUGCUACAUGGCUAAUGGCGACAAGCCUGUUACAGUGGUGUCUGGGACUGUGGUCAACGGCAAUGGAGAGCAAGGAGUUGAUAUGCUUGUUCCUUUAUCUCAAAAAGAGCCUAGCUGCUGCAGUGUUGACUCCUGUGGUUACUCUGGAUUGCACCCUGAAAGCAAUGAUAUUUUGACAGCACUUUUGCUGGCAUUGCCACCACAAACAUGGAUGGGUAUCAAAGACUACCAGGUUUUGCAGGAUAUGUCUGGCUUAGUUUCCACUGAGAGGCUUCCUCCUUUACUUCAAGAAGAGAUUUUGCACUUGCGGAGUCAGCUACUUAUUCUCAAGAGAUGCAACGAUAACAAGGAGAUCACCGCAGAAAAAUUGUUAUCGCCUUUUAUAGGUUUGAGACAAUCAGCAAUAUGUGCUUCCCAGGGUGUCAAUGCUUUAAGCGGCAAAGUAACAGUUCUCCAGCGAUUCAAAUUCUCUUUGAAUCAAAAUUCUUCCAUGAAAAUUUUCAGCCAUGGUGUCUCCUUCCGAGGUAACAGCAGACCUGGAAAGGAAUAUUCAGUGCCAUCUAGAUUACCCGGUGGAAACGUAUCUAUGAUUGCAUGUCCCAAAUUUGCAUUAUACAUGUCUCAGUCUAAUAAUUGCUCAAGACAUCCAAAUUUUCUUCUUUAGUGGUGUUUCAUAAUAGUCCUGUACUUCUAGAAUUCGAUGAGGGAUGGCAUAGACAAAAGUGUUGAAGAGAUCCUUAGUAGAUUAUAACAAUCUUGCCUCCUCCACUCCCCUCCCCACUUUUGGAAUUCGAUGAGCGAUGGUAGCUAAUGAGUUGCUUAUUCUCCCUUCAUUACACUCACCAGGGAAUUAAAUAUACUGUGUAUAUAAUUAUUAUAUAUUUUACUUGGGCUGUUAAUCUCAGUACCAACAAAGAGAAAAAGUUAUAUUCUGUUCA
Messenger RNA from Olea europaea var. sylvestris, 2455 nucleotides. Its product is annotated as glutathione gamma-glutamylcysteinyltransferase 1-like. The record is from RefSeq and is a predicted model, not a curated record. Lineage: Eukaryota; Viridiplantae; Streptophyta; Magnoliopsida; Lamiales; Oleaceae. The transcript is spliced from 9 exons. Gene Ontology annotation, molecular function: glutathione gamma-glutamylcysteinyltransferase activity; metal ion binding. Gene Ontology annotation, biological process: response to metal ion; cellular detoxification of cadmium ion; detoxification of copper ion. Bases 388 to 2181 code for a protein of 597 amino acids.